CAGAGGCUGCAAGUCAAGCUCUGUUUACUUGAUUGCAGUCCAUACUGUGUUAAUUGUUUCAGGCUUUCCUCUUGGUCAAAUCCGAAGGGGGUUUUCUUUUUCCCAAAGAAAGAGUAGGGAAGGAAUAAUGAAGGGUUCCCAUCGAGUAAUGGGUUUUCCCAUUCCUCUCGCCUGUAAACCGUGAUAUUCUCUUGGUACAGAUUUAUCUGGCAGAUGUUCCCCCCAUUAAAAAAAAAAAAGGUGUUACAAUUUAAGAAAAAUAAGAUGGCUCGGCUCUGAGCAGCGAGAACAAAGAAAAGAUCUAAGUGAGCCGGCUGGGUUUAUCAAUGGCGUAGGAAGCGACUUCCGGGGUGAGACCGGGCUCGCAAGAAAUGGGGAGGUUUUGUGUGGCGGCUAGAAACGAGAGAGGGCGUUUCUAGGAAAUCGAAAGUAAAACUGUUUUUUGCACUUUGGCGGCUAAAGGCGAGUCCGAAGAGAUCGGGGGGAGGAGAGUGUAAAAUCCACGUGAAACCUGGCAGAGACGAAGAGGUUACGGUUUGUUUUGCAAAGGAAGAAGAGAGAGAGAGAGUUCUCAAUAUGAAGACCCAUGAACUUGAUAUUCCAGAAAAGAAAAUAAAGCUAACUGUCUCCUUGCCUAAAAUGGCAACAGCAGCAGCUAAGGAGAAUGAGUCCUUGGGAGAAACAGAUCCCAAUCAGGAGCCUAUUGCCUCUAAAGAACCCAGAAGGCCAGUAAAUCAGGAAACUAUCAGCCUGGAAUCAUCCAACCUUAAUUUGCUAAUCAAAGAACUUAAAUCAAACACCUCUGCUGGGAUUGUGUCUAUGGAAGAUUUGGAGUCCAGCACAGCAAACAUUUCUGAAGAGAAAGGAAAUGUGGAAAAAGAGAUGAUGGCCCAGGAAGAAUUUUGUGUGGUGGUAGAGACAGCUACAGGGGAAGAAAUCGAGGAAUAUAUUGUGGAGUUGUACUUUGAAAACAAGAAGCGCUCUGGUGGGGGACAUAUCAAAUCCUGCAUAAAAGAUGGCCAGCAACUAAUCAUCACCUUUGAAAAGAAAGAAGAUGCUCUGGAAGUCUUGCAAAGAGAGGCUCACUCAAUAAAUAAAAUUGCCCUUCUUGUCAGCCGAUGGCAACAGCAGACAGCUCGAGAGCAGCCACAAAUGUCAAAUUCUCUUGUUGUGCUUGAGAAUGUGAAAGAGAACAUAGAGCAACCCAUGUUAAUUAUGUUGCUGGAGAAUGCCAGUGGGCUCUCAGAAGAGGACAGUGAUUUUAGUAUGGAAAUGAUACCGGAGAAAAAUGCCGUUGUAAUAACUCUUCUCAAGUCUAUUGACAUAGACCAAUUUGUCAAACAAUUCAACCAUUAUCGCCGGGUUAAGGAAAAAAACAUUUCAGCCCGACCUCUGGAGGUGACUCGAAGCAUUCAGGUUGAAAACAUCCCACCUGACAUCUCUUAUGAUUUUAUUAGUAUCUAUUUUGAAAGCAAGAAGCAUGGUGGUGGGCCGGUGUCGGACGUAAACUACAUUCGUGAAGAUAAUUUAGCAGUCAUUACUUUUCAUAACAGCAAAGAUGUAAUUACAGUCUUGGCACAGAAGCAUUUUUUCAACAAGGUGCUUGUUCUUGUUGUACCAUACUACUUCUCCUUGGGAGCAGCUCUGUAUGGGAAGGAGAGGCCACACAUUCCCAUGCCAGAGCCAAUCAGAGUUCCUUUAAAUCCAUACCACUGGCAGUUUUUACAGCGGAAUCAGUGGUUGCUUCAGGAAAUCAACCAUGAAAUGAAAAACCACUUUUGUGAGAUAGAAUGGCCUGCAAGGCAUUGUGCGCUCCCAGAAAUUACCCUGUGCCCUUUUCCUGACUUGUCUAAACAAAAAAGAUCCUUGAUCAAGUCCUGGAACGAAAAUGUUUCUGCCCGAUUUGCCCAGAUCCUAUUGAAGCAGAAGGUUAUAGAGUAUCCAGUGAAUGCUGAGGUGUGGGAAGCCAUAAGAAACAAUAUAGUAAGAGAUGACAUUUUGAUCUUGCCUGAUUUUCCAAAGGGAAUCAUUGUCUUGGUGGGUGCAGCAGAAGCUACAGAUCAUGCUGCACAAGAAAUGAAAGUGCUCAUAGAUAGUGCUGUUAAAAAGAUUGAAAGAGAAAAGCAAACAAUAGAGGAAACUGUGUCUGUUGCUGCUGGAAAAUACACCAUUUUAAGUAAUGUUGGACUACAGGAUAGCAUCUGCUCAAAGUAUGCAGACCUAAAGUUUGGUUAUGAUGCUUCAAAAGAGCUUAUAACUCUGCAUGGUGUAGCCACUGAAGUUUUUAAAGUAAAAAGUGACAUCCUUGAAAGAAUAUCCAGAAUGGUCCAGAUAACUGUUGAUGUUCACCCUCACAUUCUUCUUUUUCUAAACAAAGUAGACAAUGGAUCACUGUCGCAAAUCUUAUUCUGGGCCAAAAAAAUUAAUGCCUUCUAUGAACUCAACCAGGAGACAGUUUUGUUGACAGCAGUAGCUCAUCGUGAUCUUCUAGAAGCUGAAAAAGAAAUAAGAAACGAUCUAGUCUACAAAUGUAUUGAGUUGGAGGACAAUUCAGUCAUUAAAAUGAUAAAGUGGAGGGAACUGACUGACCAUAUAUACAAGGCAUAUAAUUGCUCAAGUGACACUAUAAUAAUUGAUGAGCAAGAACAUCAAGUAGUCAUUGCAGGUUGUUCUAAAGAGGUGGCCACUGCCAACCAGAAGCUCUCUGAUUUUGUCGAUCACAACACAUACAUACAAAAAACUCUCCAAACAAAGUCUACAGCAGUUACAAUGUACGUGGAGGAGGCCAAGCACAGUAUCUGGCAGAACCUGAUUGUCCGAGGUGUGAAAAUCCAUUUUGGUACACAGACAAGUCACAAACUGAUUUCCCUUCAAGGACCCAGAGUAGAAGUGAUGAAGGGGCUUGAUCUCUUUCAAAAAAUACUGUCCUCUUUAUAUGCUACAAGUGUGUUGGUUGAUAAACCAGGAGCCAAACAAUUCUUCAGGGAACAAGAGCACUUGUAUGUUGCUGGUGCAAAGCAGCAAUUUAAUUGUUUGAUCAGGAUUCAAGAAGGUACAGAUGAGAAUGAUGAAGAAGGUGGCAAAAAUAGGAAUGUUUAUGAAGGAAAGCAGCCGUGCUAUGAAAUUAAGCUAGGAGACGGUGUUGUAGUAGAGGUUCAUAAGGCAGACCUGACCCGCUAUCCUGUUGAUGUUGUGGUCAAUGCAUCAAACGAGGAGCUGAAGCACAUUGGUGGCCUUGCAGAUGCACUGUCCAAAACGGCUGGACCACAGCUGCAAAAAGAAUGUGAUGAGCUAGUGAGGAAACAUGGAAGUUUGAAGCCUGGUUGUGCUGUUAUUACAAAUGCUUACAACUUGCCGUGUAAACAGGUGAUUCAUGCAGUUGGCCCAAGGUGGAACAACUUUGAAAAAGGGAAAUGUACAUUCCUGUUAAAGAAAGCUGUGAGGGAAAGUUUACGCUUGGCAGAAACCUACAAUCACUACUCUAUAGCCAUCCCUGCUGUAAGCUCUGGAAUCUUUGCAUUCCCACUGAAAGAGUGUGCCCAUGCCAUUGUAUCUGCCAUUAAGGAAACCUUUGAAGAAUCUCCUGGGAAUGGCAGCCUCAAACAGAUAUGCCUUGUAGACUCAAGGGAAGAAACUGUUCGGGCUUUCUCUGAUGCCUUGAAUGAAGUGUUGGGAAAUGAAUCAUUCCCAUCUCAACCAUCAGGUUCCAAAACUGAUAACUAUCCCAGAGAGAGUGGAACAGAACCUCAAGGAAUAACUACCUCUGAAGGCCUGACCAUAAUAAUACAGAAAAAAGGAAUUGAAGAUGCUACAACAGAUGUUGUUGUCAACAGUGUUGCCAUAGACCUGGAGCUUGACAAAGGCCCACUCUCCAAGGCUCUGCUGGGCAAGGCGGGGAGAAAACUCCAGGUGGAAUUAACCAAACAGGGCCACGGAAAGAACCUCAAAGAGGGCUGUGUGCUAAAAACAAACGGUUAUGGUCUGCACUGUUCUUACGUGCUGCAUGCCAUUUUACCUGCUUGGGACCAGGGUCAGACGUCUCAAAAGAUCUUGGGAGAAAUUAUCAAUGAAUGCCUGAAAAUCACUAAACAACACUCUCUGAAGUCCAUCACAAUCCCAGCAGUUGGAACUGGCAAUUUAAGAUUCCCCAAGCCAUUAGUUGCUAAAUUGAUGUUUGAUGAAGUGUUCAAAUUCAGCCAGAAAUAUCCAAAGUCCCUUCACGAAGUUCACUUUGUACUGCAUCCAAAAGACACUGACACCAUCAAGGCCUUUACAGAUACAUUAAAUAGCAGGCUGAACUUUGACCGUACCAGCUCUUCAGCAGUCUUUGAGAACUUCCAGGCAGGUGAAGCUUGCACUGGGCAUGUUUCAUCUUCAGUAUCUGGAGGUCAUAAAAUGCAAAUUGGCUCAAUUGCAUUGCAGGUAGAAUGUGGAGAUAUCACCCAGGAAGCCACCGAUGCUAUAGUAAAUGUGUCCAAUGGAACGUUUAACCUUAAAAAUGGUGUUUCCAAAGCAAUUCUGGAUGGAGCUGGACCAGAGAUUGAAAACGAAUGUGCUCAGCUAGCCUCCCAGCCUCACAACAACCUCAUAUGCACAAAAGGGGGUAAACUGGGGUGUAAACAUAUAAUCCAUCUUGCUGCCCAAAAUGAUAUCAAAGCACAAGUUUCCAAGGCUCUCCUGGAAUGUGAACAAAGGAAAUUGACAUCUGUUGCCUUUCCAGCAAUUGGAACAGGUCAGGCAGGACUUGAUCCAGCUGGAGUAGCUGAUGACAUGAUAGAUGCCAUAGUGGACUUUGCAACUAAAACAUCUGCCCCAGUGGUAAAAAAUAUUAAAAUAGUCAUCUUCCAGUCACAUCUUCAAGCUGUGUUUUUUGCAAGUAUGCAGAAAAAAGAAGCUUCAGCUAACAAGCCUGAUAAGCAGCCACCCAAAUCAGUUCUUUCUAGGAUAACAGAAUUCUUUUCCUUCACGAAACCUGCAGAGACAUUAAAACCUAGGUUACUUUUGGAGAGGGCUAUAGAGCCAACCAUUUUUCAGAUUUGCGGUGACAGCCAGAAAAAUGUGCACGCCACAGAAUCUUGGAUUAAGCAUCUGAUUUUGAAGGACCAGGGUGAAAAUGUUGUCUCGGAUGAAUGGAUUUCAAACUUUGGAGACCACGAAUAUGAGAAACUGAGAGAACUCCAGCAGAAGCUGCAUGUUGUCAUAAAGCUAGAAAGGGAAGCCUCCACCCCCACUCUCCGAGUUUUUGGCAUAAUGAGGGACGUCCUGUGUGUCAGCAACGAGAUUCAAAAGAUGAUCCAAUUUGUCCGAGAAGCCCAAGAAGAGCAGUCAAAAGCAGAUCUCUUCAGCAAUAUAGUAGAGUGGCGGUAUGAAGAUAAUGGCCAAUACAAACCCUUUGACAGCCUGUCAAAUAUGCACAUAGAAUCUGCAUCACAGCAGCGGAAGCGGUGUUCUGUAACCAUUGAGAACAGACGCUAUGAAGUGAACCCACUUAGCAUGGAUGCAAAGGAUGGCCAGGGAAGGAGCAUUACUCUUCGGCGUGUAUCAAAAGUAGAAGGUCACAUGGCACUCCCUGAAGAGUGGGACGACAUGCAGAACAUGCGUGUCAAAGUAGUGGAAGUGAAGCCAGUAUCAAAGGACUAUCAAGAUGUUCAGAAGAUGUUUUCACAGACUUGUCAGAAUUUCACUAUUGAAAAGAUCGAGAGGAUCCAAAAUCCAUACUAUUGGCAGGCAUACCAAGUAAAAAAGCAGGAAAUGGAUGCCAAAAAUGGCCAUGCAAAUAAUGAAAAGCUCCUGUUUCAUGGAACAGCUAGUACAACAUUAACCCGCAUAAAUAACUCUGGUUUUAAUCGAAGUUAUGCUGGAACACAUGCUGCAGCAUAUGGAAAUGGAACCUACUUCGCUGUUAAUGCCAACUAUUCUGCCCACAACACCUACUCAAAGCCUGAUGCAAAUGGGAAAAAGUACAUGUACCUUGCCAGAGUACUUGUUGGAGAAUACUGCGUUGGAUCAUCGGGUUUAGUGGUGCCAAACCCCAAAAGUGCAAAUGAUCCCACUAAUCUGUAUGACAGUGUGACUGAUAAUAUGACAAAUCCCUCCAUGUUUGUCAUUUUCAAUGAUAUCCAGGCUUACCCAGAGUACCUGAUCACUUUUAAGUAAUGGACUUUUCUUGACUCAAGUAAUAAACCUGCCACUAUUCUGCCAUAGUAUUGUUUUGUGCAUCUGCAUUCAUUCAUACAUUGAGAACUGGUUGAAGUACAGGAAGAAGGUUACGUGUAAACUCACAGCACUCAAAAUGGAGGGAAGUAAAUAGAGGGGUCAUUUUCUGUUUAAAAGCUUUCCAAAAUGCUUUACAAGCGUCAGGCCAAUUAAAGAAAAACAAACAGCAAAACAACAUGUUGCUCUUGGAAAAUAAAAAGGUCUUGAUGCUUAAAGGACAUGUAUGGUUGUCUGCACAAACCUGACUGGGGAAGGGUGCUCCUUUGCCACUCACCUAAACCUCUAAUAGCAGGAGUGCCUGGGGGAGAGUUCUUAAAGCAGAUCUUAGACUGUGCUGAUUCACAGGGGCGAAGGCACACCCUCAGUGGGGAGGUUCUGAAAUCUUCAGGAGCAAGUAUAUGUACAACACAUUGCAGUAAUCUAAUAAAAGGGUGGGUAGGAACAUAGAAAACUGCCAUAUACUGCGUCAGAACAUUGGUCUAUCUUGCUCAGUGUUGUCUUCACAGACUGGCAGCAGCUUCUCCAAGGUUGCAGGCAGGAAUCUCUCUCAGCCCUAUCUUGGAGAAGCCAGAGAGGGAACUUGAAACCUUCUGCUCUUCCCAGAGCAGCUUCAUCCCCUGAGGGGAAUAUCUUGCACUGCUCACAGUUCUAGUCUCCCAUUCAUAUGCAGCCAGGGCAGACCCUGCUUAGCUAUGGGGACAAGUCAUGCUUGCUACCACAAGACCAGCUCUCCUCUCCUGCAGAGGAGGUAACUCUUGCAGAGGCAACUAAAUGUGUAGAGUGGUGCAAAAUGUUCAAGCCUCAAAUGACUGUUUCCUGGAGAGAUCUUGGGGAGCAUGGUGCAUAGCCCAAUGAAAAGACUGACUGUGGAAAAUGCAACUUCUGUUGAAGGGAUUCUUAGGUAUGUGAAAAUUAAACUGACUAAUAUAAAAAUUCUUGUCUCUAAAUUUAUAGUUAAGCUGCACUUGGAAUACUUGUAGAGAAGGUUCCAAGUUCCCUCCCUGGCAUCUCCAAGAUGGGACUGAGAGAGACUCCUGCCUGCAACCUUGGAGAAGCUGCUACCAGCCUAUGUCGACAAUACUGAGCUAGAUGGACCAAUGGUCUGACUCUGUAUAAGGUUGCUUUCUAUAUUCUGGUUAUCCCAUAUAUUUUCUUUCAAGGAAAGGUGCAGAAAAGGAGAACCUAAAUGCUCAUGGAGUGAAGCAUUUCCCCAAAGCAGACUUGGAGUCUUUUAGUUUGUGCAGGGUGGGAGGGGGAGACUUAAGGAGAGAGAUUUGUAUGAACUAGUCACAAAUGGGGAGAAAGGUGGGGUUACGGUUCUCAUUACACUAAUAGGGGGGUGUCAUCUAAUUUACAUGAAUAGGGAGUCACACAUUACACUAAUGGGAGGGGAUCAGCCACAGAUGGGCAGUGGUUUCAGGAGAGACAAGACAAUACUUUUCUAUACAAUUUCACUAAUGGAAUUCACUGCUACCAUGAACACUUGCUCUUGCCAUGGGUUCUCAAAAGCUCUGAUGGGAGCCACUCUUGUUUUUGUUUUUAAACAGGAGCAUGACUAUUUCUUAGGGGCCCCAUGUUCAAGAUGUGUGCUCAGCUCCUCUUUUUUUUUUUUUAAUUUAGGUGCCAAGUUUUUGAGGGGGACUGUUUCAAGUCUCUGCUAUUGCAGCCUGCCAGCUGCUUCAUAGUCCCUACUAACUUCUCAUCGGCCCUGCCAUUUGCCAAUUUGCUGCCACCACUGCCUCAAAACACCCGCCUUGCUGGCUCUUUUGCCAUCACUGCACAGUCCCCAUUAAACACCCAAAUCAGCUGCCUGCCUUUGCUCUUCUGCCAGCCAACGCAAUAUGUCAUCACCUGGUGCAGUGGUGUCAUAUGUUGGAGAGGCAAAGGCAGGUGGCCAACGCUGGCAUUCAGCAGGGGCUGUGGAGUGAUGGCUGAGCAAGCCAGGUGACAGAGGUGAACAGCAGGGGCCCCAGCGCCCCAUGGUGGCCCGUGUUCUCUGAACAUGACUGCUCAACAGACAUUCCGGCUUUGCUCUUAGAGAUGCUAUUUCAGGGUGCUAAAGAAGGCAUGUAGACUUAGAGUCCUGUGCUUGUAGCAGGAAUUCACACUGGCAGAUUGCCAAGAAAAUCUCCUCUAAUUGGAGCCACUUAAUGUAAAUUGUUACCCAACAUGCAAGCAUUUGGGGCCUGUUGAAAAAAAUGCGUGGUUAUUUUUUAAAGUCUUCUACUAUUCCCACUUUGCACAUGCAUAGAAGAUAAUUUCCCAAUUUAUAGGGAGAAAUCCUGUCAGCUGGGAUCAGAUGAUUUAUGUAAAGGUUUUCUCCUGUCAUAGCUAAGAGGAUGCAGCCUUCUAACUUUUUCAGUACCCUUCAGCCUGAGACAGAAUUUUAGACUUCCUUCCCAGUGAAGAAGUACAAUUCAAAGAAAGCUGUUGGUGUCUCACUAGGCCAUAAACUGGGAUUUAAACUUCCUUAUUCUUCCCCGGAGGCCAUAGAAUAGCCAUGCCACUUAGAUUCUGAAGUCUUUUUGUAAUCUUAGGCCACUUGAAGGAACAAAAUGCAAGAAAUGCAUUUUGCUGGGUUUUUUUUUUUUAAUCUGCCUGUAAACUCUUUUCCUUUUUGUAAUAAACUAAUCUUUUAACCUU
Messenger RNA from Hemicordylus capensis (graceful crag lizard), 8859 nucleotides. RefSeq names its product protein mono-ADP-ribosyltransferase PARP14-like. Gene Ontology annotation, cellular component: cytoplasm; nucleus. Gene Ontology annotation, molecular function: NAD+ poly-ADP-ribosyltransferase activity; nucleic acid binding; transcription corepressor activity. Gene Ontology annotation, biological process: negative regulation of gene expression. NCBI's taxonomy places the organism in Eukaryota, Metazoa, Chordata, Lepidosauria, Squamata, Cordylidae. The transcript has 22 exons. The record is from RefSeq and is a predicted model, not a curated record. The coding region runs from base 577 to 6156 and encodes 1859 amino acids.